AUGAUUGAAAGUCUAGAAAAUAUUAUAUCACGUUUAUUUAAACUCAUAUUAACAUUAAUCAAUCCUGAUCUUGUACGAGUCAAUUGUUCAUCUCAAGGAUUUCCAGAUCUUUUAGAUCAACCUUCAGCUUCAUUAUUUUUAAAUGAUAUUGGAUAUGGUUAUGUAAUAUCUAUUGUAUUGUCAUGCAUCUUUACAACAAUUGUUAUUAUUAUUGCUGGAACACAAAUGUUUCACAUUUUUAAAUAUGUAUCAUAUGAAAGUCGUCAGGGUCAGCUUGUAUUUUUAACAUCAUUAUUACCGGUUACAUGUCUUUGUUUAUUAACAGGAAUGUUAUCACCAAGAUCCGCUACUGUAAUGUCAUCAUUAGGAUUAUUAUAUUUUUUACUUUGUUUAUUUAUGUUAACAGCAUUAAUAAGACAAUUAGCGGGUCCAAGAAAUCAUUUAAUAGAACAAUUAAAUAAAAAAAAAACACAUAUACAUUUAAAUAACCCACCAUUUUGUUGUUUGUUUCCAUGCUUUUUAAAACCAACAUUACCAUCAGAAAAAAAAAUCAAAAUUUUAGAAAUUAUGGUUUUACAAGCACCCAUUGUUCGUGGAGUUAUAUUUUUUAUACAAAUUGUUCUAUUAGCAGAAUUAAGAGGUGAUGCAAAUAAAUGGAUAAAAUUAGGAGAUAUUAUCACAUUAUUUUCAUUAUUAUCUGCUAUAUUUGGUAUUCAUACAUUAGCUCGUCUUGUCAAAGAACAACUAACAGAAUAUGGUUUUAUUAUCAUAUUUAGGAUUGUUGAUAUAUCAUUAUUAUUUUUUACAGCACAACAACCAUUAAUAUUUGAUAAUAUUCUUAUGAGAACAGGAAUAUUUCAAUGUAGUGUAUUAAUAAGCCCAAAAGACUCAGCUAAAUUUGUUUGUAAUUUAAUUACAAUUAUUGAAUUAACAAUUAUGUCAAUAAUUUCUCUAGCAUUAAUAUCUCCUAACCGCAAUGCAUUAUUUGAUAGGUAUCGCAAACAAGAGUUAUACCUAGAAAGUACUGACACAGAAGAAACAAUAAUUUCAAUUGAUCUUGAUCAUACUCAACUUAUUGAUGAAAAUUCAUAA
This is a messenger RNA of Strongyloides ratti, 1092 nucleotides long. RefSeq names its product Organic solute transporter subunit alpha/Transmembrane protein 184 family-containing protein. Lineage: Eukaryota; Metazoa; Nematoda; Chromadorea; Rhabditida; Strongyloididae. Gene Ontology annotation, molecular function: transporter activity. The coding region runs from base 1 to 1092 and encodes 363 amino acids. The record is from RefSeq and is a predicted model, not a curated record. The transcript is spliced from 3 exons. Gene Ontology annotation, biological process: transport.